AUGCCAACUGCGAACGGUAAUCCGAAUGGGCGCACUGCUCACGCAAAAGCUAUACUAGGACCGGAGCUCUUCGCUCGUCUUCCCCAGACAAAGGUCUUAUUAGUAGGCGCGGGAGGAAUUGGGUGCGAGCUGUUGAAGAACAUCGUUCUAGCGGGCUUCGGACAUAUUACUUUACUCGACCUGGACACCAUUGAUUUGUCCAAUUUGAACCGCCAGUUUUUGUUCAAGAAGAAGGAUGUAAAGCAGAGCAAAGCUAUGGUUGCGGCUCGAACAGCGUCCGCAUUUAAUCCUAACGUUCACGUCAACCCUAUACAUGGCAACAUAAAGGAACCUCAGUUCGAUAUCGCAUGGUUCCGAGGGUUUGACAUCGUACUCAAUGCCUUGGAUAACCUUGAUGCGCGCCGGCACGUCAACAGAAUGUGCAUGGCCGCCAAUGUUCCUCUGGUGGAGUCUGGAACAGCAGGAUAUCUGGGCCAGGUUCAGCCUAUUCUGAAGGAUCGGACAGAAUGCUUUGACUGUGUUCCAAAACCCACGCAAAAGACAUUCCCUGUUUGUACCAUUCGCUCGACACCUUCGCAGCCGAUACACUGUAUAGUCUGGGCAAAGAGCUAUUUGAUGUCUCAAUUGUUUGGUGAAGAUGAAGACGCCGGAGGUGAGCUGGAUGAAGCCGAAAAACAGGGUGAAAACGGUACGGGAUCGUUUCCGCCCUAUAAUACUUAUGCUUUUGCAUUCGGAUUCGUACUGACUGGCGGUAUUAGCCCAGCAGAUUGCUACCCUUCGCAGGGAAGCGGUGGCAUUCAAGGCUGUACGUGA
Molecule: messenger RNA, 813 nt
Organism: Fibroporia radiculosa
Lineage: Eukaryota; Fungi; Basidiomycota; Agaricomycetes; Polyporales; Fibroporiaceae
Exons: 5
Coding region: 1-813 (270 amino acids)
Biological process (GO): protein sumoylation
Cellular component (GO): cytoplasm; SUMO activating enzyme complex
Molecular function (GO): SUMO activating enzyme activity
Source: RefSeq, a predicted model, not a curated record